AUGACGUGCGUCGCAUUUGACUUGCAAGACCUCAUCUCGGGCGGCAGCGAUUACAUUCCGUUCGAAGUUUCGUCGGCGGUUCUUCUACCAGCCUGACGAGACCAAGAGAAUACCCAUGGGCCUCCAGCGCGGCAUCCCAUCGUAUGAUUACCCAUUGGACUGCACAAGGUGCCCGACGGCCCAAUUCCGCAGACGCACUUCAACUGGGACGGCGUGUGCGACAAGAAGGGCUGUGGCGGCGGGAAGAAGUACUACAUGCACGUGGAGCGAAAGCCCAACCACCCCGCCGAGUCAGACCCCUCCUCGCGCAAGGACGGGAUGGGGCCCCGGAGCACCCUGGGCUGCACCGAGAACAGGGCGGAUGACGGCCGGGACCUCAUGGGCAGGUUGCAGGAGAUGGUGCAGAUGUUUGAGAGGGCCGAGCGGGAGGGGCUGAAGUACUUCGCGCGGCUCCGAGGGGUGAGUGAGGGAGGAUAAUUGUGUGUGUCCGUCCAAGUAUCCAUGUUUUGUCUUGUGUCGUGUUUCUCAGGCCUAUCACUAUCGGUCGUCUUCCUACUUGGAGUUCGAGGACCUGAGCGCCCACUCGACGCCCAACGACUGCAUCGAGGGUCGGGGCGUUGCGUCGAUGAGCAAGCAUGAGGCCUCCCACUGGGUGCGGCAGCUGGUGGAGACCCACCAGGAGCUCAAGGCCAUGGACAGAUUCUCCAAGUAGGGACCCAUUGGACAUGUUGACAGGCAGACACACACAUCAUGUCUGUCUGUGAAUGAAUGUGUGCAGCGACUUCGACCUGAGGAGCUACCUGGUUGACGAGGCCAAUACGGUCAAGCUGGCGUGCAUGAGGUGGCGUGUUGGAAAGCACUCCGUCGCCACAGAGAGGACACAGAAACCGCUCACUCACUCACCAAGGUAGGCUCACGCCGCCGUCUCGAGGCUCCUUCGCGCACCGUCAGCGAUGCGGUGCAUCCCCAAAGGCCAGAAUGAGUCUAGCACGCAGACAUUCUAGAGUAAGUACCGCUUGUCUUCCCUCCCGGCCUCCUCCCGGUGCCAGGAUACGAACGCUACCCGACCAUUCUACUCGUACGCCACACAACACACCGCACCACACCACACCACACACACAUUCGUUGCGCAUUGUCUGUUGUGUGUGUGUGUGUGUGUGUGUGUGUUUGGCAUGUUGGCAGACGUAUGAGUUUCCCGACGGCGAGCAGCUGAGCGUGCACGCCAACCUUGGCGCGCCCUUCAGGGGCGACAGUCGUGUGGGCUAAUGCGGCGCUCGUGUAGAUGUUCGUGCGAUGCUUCAUGGCGGUCAGUGAGACACUCAGCGAGCGAAACACACGACUAAUGUGUGCUCUGUGUGUAUGUGUGUAGGGUCGUACCAGCGUGACGACGGGUGAGAAGAACACCCUGAUGUGGGGCGGUGUCCACCACAAGACCAACCUCGACCACGGUAUGGGAUCCAGGCGGCUGCACGUCACACCGUGAUUCAUGUGUUGGUGUGUGUGUGCAUCCAUCACACUAGGAGCGGCGCAUGGAUACCCCGACCAGGGCUACUUCUUUAACGCGACACGUCCGCUGCACGACACACUGACGGAGGCAUGGCGCCACCCUCCUCGGUGAUUGCCUGAAUGUCGCGUGUGCAGACGAGCUCCAUGGCCACGGUAUCGUGCCCACACCGAUGGAGCAGACCCUCCUCACUGGCGACACUCCUCCACUCGGCACAGCGCCAUAUGGGAGGCCACCGACGCUCAAGUGGUCACCUCACUGACCACACACACAUCACAUCAUCCAGUGAGUGUCAAUUGGUUGCAUUGAUGGAUGUGUGCGCAGCGUGCAAGGGCCCCCGUCUCCGGCUGACCUGCUGGUUGACGACGACGCCGAUCUGGAGGAGCGUCUCAGGUGCUGGUGCUGCUGCUGA
Messenger RNA from Vitrella brassicaformis, 1916 nucleotides. NCBI's taxonomy places the organism in Eukaryota, Vitrellaceae. The record is from the annotation of a GenBank genome assembly.